This is a messenger RNA of Pectinophora gossypiella (pink bollworm), 4593 nucleotides long. RefSeq names its product cell division cycle and apoptosis regulator protein 1-like. Bases 125 to 3577 code for a protein of 1150 amino acids. The transcript is spliced from 16 exons. Gene Ontology annotation, cellular component: nucleus. Gene Ontology annotation, biological process: regulation of DNA-templated transcription. The record is from RefSeq and is a predicted model, not a curated record. NCBI's taxonomy places the organism in Eukaryota, Metazoa, Arthropoda, Insecta, Lepidoptera, Gelechiidae.
UACAAAGCGCAUGGCGUUUCUCCGGUGUAUGAUUUUCAUUGUAUUUCAUAACAUAACAGUGUUAUUUAGAACAAUAAAUGUUAGUGAACUAGUGUAUCAACGUGACUAUAAGUAAUCAAAGAAAAUGCAAAGUGGUAGCGGUGCUAAAAAUCCGCCAUGGGCGCGUUCAAAUGUGAAUUCAAACAUGACCGGCAUGAAUCCGCAAAUCAUGGAUCCCAACUCCAUGAUGUCGCAACAGGGUAUGAUGCCUUUUCAACAAACGCAGGUGUUUAACCCAGGCAUGAUGCAAGCACAGGGCGGCAUGGCGAUGCCGAUGGCGGGACAAAUGCCAAUGAAUCAAAUGGCACAAGGUCAGAUGUAUCCCGGCAAUGUCGUGGCGUACCCUACGCCGCGCGCUAUGAAUCCCAACAUGUACCAAAAUGCUCAGUCGAAUCAAAACCAAUCGACCACCGAACAGCGCGUUUUCACUGGAACCGUGACAAAGACCCACAAUGAUUUCGGCUUUGUCGACCAUGACGUGUUCUAUCAAACGUCUGUAUGUGCCAAGGGCAUUACACCUAAAGUCAACGACAGAGUGCUGGUCGAAGCUACAUACAACCCUAACAUGCCUUUCAAAUGGAAUGCAACUCGAGUUCAGGUGCUACCAAAGAGUGGGCCAAAGCAGAAGAGUAAUCCACAGAAUUCAAACACUUAUAAUGCAGUCCCUCCCCCAGCCAAUGCAAAGAAGAAUAUUCCUCCUAACCGUCGUGAUGAUCGCCGUGAUAAUCCACGAAAUAAUAGGGAAGAAAGGGUGUUCCCACAGAAGCGCUCACGUACUAGGUCUAGGUCUCGCUCAAGGGACAGGCGUGACAGUCGCAACCGCAGGGACUCACCUCCACGUAAACGUCCUGUCAUUCACCAGCCUUCUCCGGUUAAAUAUGUUGUUAGAGUGCCGAGAAUUCCUCUUGACAUCAAACAAAUGGAUGUGCCUGGGCUGUCACAAAGAUACUCCAACUUAUACAUACCAUCUGACUUCUUCAACGCCCAUGUGAAAUGGGGCGAGACAUUCCCUCCUCAAAUGCCCUUCUCCCUGAACAACCCUUGUAAUUACCACAUCCUGAGCCCUAAUGUUGAACCUCCAACUCCCAACGAAGCAAUCUUGGAACCACCAGAUUCGGAUUACAGGUUUUCUGCCAAGGUGAUGUUAAUCAGCCUGCCAUCUUUGGAGAGUUUAUACCAGAAGUGUGGCCUCACCAAAUCUGAUGAGAAAGACAAACGUUCCAGCAGCAAGAAUCCUUUGCACCCCACUCGUUUAAUCAAGUUUCUUGUCGGCCAAAAAGGAAAAGGUGGUGAAAAUUUUGCUAUAGGUGGUCCGUGGAGCCCUUCAUUAGAUGGUGAAAACCCUGAAACUGACCCAAGUGUACUAGUGAAAACAGCCAUUCGAACAUGCAAAGCCCUAACUGGCAUCGACCUAUCCUGCUGCACACAGUGGUACCGAAUGGUGGAGUUUUACUACUGGCGCGAGGGCAGCGGCGGCAAGUCGCGGCUCGAAUGUGUGGUGUUGUUCCUGCCAGACGUGUGGUCUGCGCAAGCUUCGCGUGUCGAGUGGACGACCGUUCAGGACCAGUAUAAAGCAACGUGCGAAGCCGCCAUAAAGAAACUCGACGGACCGCAGUCGACGGAUCUGCCCGAGCCAGCGGCGGCUGACGACGAGCUUGCAGCGGACAAAUCCCAAAUUGAAAACACGGAUGCCAAUGAUACAAGUACUAUCACAAUAGAUGAGAAUGAUGAUGACGAGGAAAAGCCUGAACCAACUCACUAUUCCAAGUUGGAUCUGAGGAGUAUAAAAGUUGAUCAAUUGCGGCAAGAGUUGCGAGCUCGUAAUGUCAGUUGUAAAGGUCUUCGCGCUCAAAUGGUGUCGCGGCUUUCGAAACUCCUCAAGACGGAAGAAGAAAAGGACAGUAACAAAUCAGAUAAUGAUGUCAUGGAAGUAGAAGAUGAUGAUCAGGAAAAAGAAUCGACGCCAGAAGUAGUUGAGAAGAAAGAUGAGAAGGAAGACAGACCUAAAGAGGCAGACAAGAAAGACAAAGAGGAGCCGGAGAAGAAAGAGGAGAAGACGGAGAAGGAGUUGGAGGAAGAAAAGAAAAGGCUAGAGAAAGAGAAGCAGCAGCUCCGGUCCCGCUACGAGCUGCCGAGCGACCCGCACAUCAUCGUGCACCCAAGCGCGACGGCCAAGAACGGCAAGUUCAAGUGCAGCGUCGCCACUCUGUCGCUACUGCUCGACUACCGCAUCACUGAUAACAAGGAGCACAGCUUUGAGUUAUUCGUAUUCGCGGAGCUAUUCAACGAGAUGUUGAUGCGCGACUUUGGUUUCUACAUCUACAAGACACUAUACACUCUACCGGAGAAGGCAGAAGAAGUGAAAGAGAUUAAAGAUAAGGAAAAAGAAAAGAGUGUCGACAAAACAGAGAAGAAAGAUACAGAUAAGAAAACGGAAGGAGACAAGAAAGAUGAUAAAGGAAAAGAAGAGAGGGAAAGUAAAGAUAGGAAAGAUGACAAAGAUAACAAGAGAGAUGACAGGAGGGAUGAGCGACAUGACUCACGUAGACGCGAGAGACGGGACUCUCAACACGACUCGGAGGAGUCGCCCCGCGGCGGGCGCGGCGUGGAGCUGCCCGCCGACCCGUACUUGCUGCUGUCGCUGGUGUACUUCGACACGGCGCGGGCGCACCACGUCACCAAGAAGGACCUGCAGAACCUGUUCAUGAGCCUCGGCCUGCAGCUGUCCAGGUCGCAGAUACGCAAUGUGCUCGAGAAAGUCUGCGUCAAGGAUCACUUUAGUUAUAAGACUCUGGCUCAAGCCAUCAAGGACAUAGCAUCGGGCUCACCAGAAGUGAUCCAAGACAUGCCUCUGGAUUCCACAGGAACCAGCAGUGAAGUGCCGUCGCAUAUUGCAGAGUUGGAGGCGAGUAUAGCAACGGGUAACCGGGACCUACUGCCGAUAUUCAACCGACCCAGCGAGGGUGGCAAGGCUAGCUCUAGCGAGACCUUAGAUGUUAGUGAUACCGGCGUGGUGACGUACAAGAGCCGCGUGGUGGCGGUGGGCGCGCUGGUGGCGGCGGCGGCGCGCGAGGCGGCGGCGCGCGCGCGCCUGGCCGCCGCGCUGGGCGACGCGCGCCGCGCGCUGGGCGCCGCGCGCGCCGCCGCCGCGGCCGCGGGCCACGCCGAGCGCGCCGCGCAGCUGCAGCUGGCCGACGCCAGCGCCAACCUGGCCGCCGCGCGCGCGCGCAUCACCUCGCUCACGGCGAGUUCCAAAAUAUUCCACUCUGCAUUGAAGAGUAUCCAGCAAAAAGUUGAAGCCGUCGUCAACAUCAAGUACGAAGACGAUGACGUCGUUGAAGUCGUCAAUGGACCCGCUAAGGCGGACAAAGAAGCAAAAAAGGAAGUCACUGACAGCAACGGCAAAGCUGACGCGAAAGAGGUUGUCGACGUCGCCAACGAGGCACCGGUCAAACCGGAGAAGACAGAAAAGCCUGAUAAGGAAAAGGAGUCGGACAUCAUUGCUACGGAGAAUAUGGAUCUCGACGAGAAGGAAUAACGUUUUAUCUUUAACAGAACAGACAUCCUACACGAACAUAAACCUAGGGGUCAAAAACGGCCACAAUGAAGACAAGGGUAGUUUAGGGGAAAUCAGUUACUUUUUACUAAACGUCAAAACACGAAAUUACCUUGGAAUUUGUACGAUAAAGCAACCUGUGACGUCAUAGAUAGACGUGACAAAAUUAAAUAGAAAAAAAAAGUAUUUGUCACCUUUAGAUCUAUGUCUUUAUUUAGUAAUCAGAAUUUCUUAAUUUAUCUUUGAUCUAGGAAACUACCCAAUUCGACCUAAAAAAGCAAUAUUGCCAUAAGUGCAAUGUCAAAUAGCAAUGUUGUUGUGUGGCCUUUUUAGACCCCUGAGCUCCUAAGACGCGGGGUGGGAGCGACAAGUCAUGAAAAUCUUGCACCCACACCCGUUUUAUGAUGCAUAAUAUUGAUGGUUCAUGAUAAUAACAACCUAAAAUGCCAUCGUCCAUAUAAAUAACCAACAAAAAUUACUUGUAUCGUGGAACUUAAGGGAGCUUAGGCUGUAAUUAAUUUAAAUAAUUGAUACAAUUCAAACAAAUCUGUAUUCAAAAAAUAGAAUAUCAAUUAUGGAUAUUUUUUUCGUGAUAUAUAGGGUACAGUGCACGACGGUGAAAUAAAUUCGAAGCUCUAUUUUAAUUCGAUUACUAGUCGUUGCCCUAUUAAAAUAAAAUAAAGAUAUAUAUUAAGAAAUCAUCGGAUUUUUUGUUUGUAACAAGGAACAUUUAUUGAAAUGUUGUGAAUGAAAAAACUUGACCGUAUAACAUUGUCCGCCUUAAAAAUUUCAAUUUUUAAGACCAUAAUUACAUAAUCCAUUGGAUUGAGACCAUUUUUUAAAUCCCUGUUUCAAAGGAAAGGUAUAUUAAUUUUUGCAAAACACUUGUUUUGUAUGUACAGGUUGAGUUUGUGGUCACUUGGUAUAAGUUUUCAUGAGAGUUGUACCGUUUAGCUGUAAGAAUUUUCAGCAUUUUGCAAUAAAUAAGUACUACCAUA